AUGGAAAAUAAUAAAUAUCAAAAAGAUCGCCCCCAAAAUGGCUUUAUCCCAUAUGCUAAACUAUUAUUAUUUUUUUAUAUAAUUUAUAUACAAAAAUAUACUGAAAGUAUUAUCAAUGAAAAAAAUACAUAUGAGAAUAUGCUUGGAAGUGUAUCAGACCUAAGACCCCAAAGGAUAUUAGCAGAACAUAUGAGGGGAAAAACUCGUACCUUUCAAAAAUUACAUAGUGAGGAUUAUUAUAAUAUUUUAGGCGUUCCAAAAGGCGCCGAUCUUGAUCAAAUAACCAAAGCUUAUAAAAAGCUCGCCAUAAAAUGGCAUCCAGAUAAACAUCUUGAUGAUGAUAAUAAGCUAUAUGCUGAAGAAAUGUUUAAGAAUAUUUCAAGCGCAUAUUCUGUGCUAUCCGAUGAAAACCAAAGGAAAAUUUAUGAUACAUAUGGUAUUGAAGGCAUAAAAGGAACUAUGGAAGCUCCCAAACCCUUUGAUCACACCGAAUAUCUCAACAAAAUUAUAAAUCCAUUGAAAAACUUUUCGUUUAAGUCAAUGCUUAAUGAUAAAUAUACUGGAUUAUCUAAUUUAUUACAUUCUGUCGAAUCUAAAUCACAUAUUUAUUCAGAAACUGGAAAAAUAAGCCAUAAUAAAGCCGGCUCACGUGAAAUAACGCUUGAGUUAACAUUAGAAGAGUUAUAUCAGGGAUGCAAAAAAGAGUAUACAAUUGUCAAAAAUGUAUAUGUUGGAGUAACACAUUUUCAAAUCGAUAAAACCCUUGUAAUUGAUAUUAAACCUGGAUUUGAUGAUAAUACUUUGAUUGUGUUUCAUAGGGAGGGAGAUCAAGUAUCUCCUUCAUCACCACCAGGUAAUGUUACUUUCAGGAUUACUACGAAAAAACAUGAUACCCUCAUCCGAAGAGGUAACAAUUUGGUAUAUAAGCACUAUAUAACCUUAGAGCAGGCCUUAAAAGGUUUUGAUUUUUCAGUAAAAGCAUUGGAUAAUAAAGAUAUAAUUAUAAAUGUAGAUAAUGUUGUUAGCCCUAACUCGAAAAUGAUCAUACCGAAUGAAGGAAUGCCAUAUUUGGAUAAUCCAAAUCAUAAAGGAGAUUUAAUAAUUGAAUUUGUACAUGUAUAUCCCGAAACAAUGACUGAAGCGGAAAAGAUAGCCUUGAGGGACAUUAUUAAUAGUAGGAAUAAUAAAAAUUCAUAUUAUUAG
This is a messenger RNA of Plasmodium vinckei vinckei, 1203 nucleotides long. Its product is annotated as heat shock protein, putative. Bases 1 to 1203 code for a protein of 400 amino acids. The transcript is spliced from 4 exons. The record is from RefSeq and is a predicted model, not a curated record. Gene Ontology annotation, molecular function: protein-folding chaperone binding. Gene Ontology annotation, cellular component: cytosol. Lineage: Eukaryota; Apicomplexa; Aconoidasida; Haemosporida; Plasmodiidae.